Molecule: messenger RNA, 285 nt
Organism: Entrophospora sp. SA101
Lineage: Eukaryota; Fungi; Glomeromycota; Glomeromycetes; Entrophosporales; Entrophosporaceae
Source: the annotation of a GenBank genome assembly
AUGUCAAGAUCUCGUAGAGGACGUAAAAAUAAAAGAUUGGAAGUUGUUAACUCAUUUGAAAAUCCAAAUUUUAACAGCAUAUUAUGUAAUCAACAAUGGCAUCAAUUUCAAACAGAGUUUGUUGCCGGGCAUAAUAUUAUACUCAACGAUGACAAUCAGCUUCAUCAUCAACCUGCUGGCAAUGAUGACAAUAAUAAUAAUUUGAUGCUUAGUGAGGAUCCAAAUUUAGUGCUGAAUGAUUGUUAUCCUUUAUUUAUUUUUGAUACAAAUUAUAUUAUCUUUUAA